This is a messenger RNA of Hypomesus transpacificus, 1560 nucleotides long. It is a transcript of the gene yrdc, whose product is annotated as yrdC N(6)-threonylcarbamoyltransferase domain containing. Bases 91 to 897 code for a protein of 268 amino acids. The transcript has 6 exons. Gene Ontology annotation, molecular function: double-stranded RNA binding; tRNA binding; nucleotidyltransferase activity. Gene Ontology annotation, cellular component: cytoplasm. Gene Ontology annotation, biological process: regulation of translational fidelity. The record is from RefSeq and is a predicted model, not a curated record. Lineage: Eukaryota; Metazoa; Chordata; Actinopteri; Osmeriformes; Osmeridae.
AAGGCGUUACCGGAAGACUGUCAUUUGCUGCCAAUAGCGAGUGUUUCAUCAGGCAAUACUAGCAUGCUGUAGAAACCUGAUACAGUUCACAUGCAGAGUACAUGUAAUGUUAUUAAUGCCUUUGUCAAAUCAAGAAGUGCGUAUCACAAUGCCCCGUUAACAAACAAAAUGUGCAAAGAGCUGAAGACUAAAGUGUUACGUUUGAUACCGCCGACAGACAACGGUUUGACCGGCCAGCAUGAGGACACACCGAACAGACACUCAGAUGGUGCUGAAAUCCUGGAUGCAACUGUCCUAUCUCUGAAGGAGGGUCAGGUGGUAGCUUUGCCAACUGACACAAUAUAUGGCUUGGCUUGUCUGGCUCAAAACUCUGAUGCCAUCAAACGGGUGUAUGAAAUCAAAGGACGAAAUGGUCAAAAACCGCUGGCCAUUUGCGUUGGGGAAAUACAGGACAUUUACAAGUACUGUAAGGUGUCAGUCAAAGAGGAGCUUCUGAAGGAGCUUCUGCCUGGUCCUGUCACUCUGGUUCUGCAGAGGUCUACGGUGUUGAACACAGACCUGAACCCCUUCACUCCGCUGGUAGGUGUGCGCAUCCCUAACCAUCCCUUCAUGAGGCGUCUGUGCCAGCUGUGUGCAGAGCCCCUGGCUCUAACCAGCGCCAACAUCAGCACACACUCCAGCACUGUGGCUGUGCACGAGUUCCAGGACCUGUGGCCUCGUUUAGCUGUGGUAGUUGAUGGUGGACCAAUAGGAGACCAUAGUCGGUUAGGGUCAACAGUGAUUGACCUAUCAGUGUUUGGAAAAUACCGCAUCAUCAGACCUGGCUGUGCUUUUUCUGCCACUGUGGAUUUGCUGGAGCGUAAAUAUGGACUGCUGGAGGACACAGAAAAUCAUUGAGGAUUUGUUCCUACUCACUGGCUGAAAUGCACAAGCAGCUGUAUCCAUUUUCUCUAUAGCCAAUGAAAAAUCUCCCUCCGGUGGCAAUGUUUGAUAGGCUGAGGGUUAAACAUUUUUAAAGUAAUGUUGUGGUGUUAUCUACCUCAGAUUAUGGACCUAUGGAGUUCAUUUGUUUUGGGUGAUCAGUUAUUUGGGCCUCAACUUACAUGGGUCAAUCUUAGCAACAAACCCAACUAUCUCUGCUAUGUCAGACUGGGACGAGGGCCAGAGAAUGACAGUUGGUGGUUGUAGUUGUUCUUUCUUCAGGACCUGCGGGAGUCUUUGAGUCUCAAUGUGCUCUCUGCCUGGAAAUUAAAUGAAAAUUCCUUUUUGAGGGGAUUUGUAAUUUAAAAGUUUUUGAAAUUGUAUUUAUUUGUUGGAGUGCAUUGGUGUGGUUUUUUGUUUUCUUUUUAACAGUUGUAUAUAUACCUCUGUGAUUUUGACAAUACAUCAAAUGAUGGAAUGUGGAUUUUCUUUCUCCCUGUGCAUUCACAUGGCUUUGUUGGCAGUUCCUCAACUACAUUGUACAGUGGCAUGUCAUAUAAAAUAACAGCUUUUGUUGAUAUCUGCUCAUGUUAACAAUAAAUUCCUGAAAUACUUUUUAAAUUAACUUUUUUUUCCAUU